GCCCUCCUCGCGCUUGAGUCACAACCGCGGAAGUUGUGUAGAGUGGACGAGAUGCGAAUUUACAUAAAAUAAGGAACCAUAUUGACACGGAGCUGUUGUUCCACCUGAGUGUGUUUGUAUACAUUUUGCAUACGCCUAAAAGUACACGUUUAAUGAACCAAAAUGCUGGAAUGUGGCAUGUCAAAACGUGAUAAAAGGACUCUGCAGAAGUGCUCGACUGUCCUCUGUAAACAGAUGGUGGUGGACGAAAUGCUCAUUCAGUCUCUGCAGGCGGAGGACAUUCUCACAGAGAGCAUGGCGGAGAGCGUGAUGGCUGAACAAACUUCUCAGAAACGUAGCUGGCGUUUGCUGCUUCUUUUACCAAAGCGAGGACCCAAAGCUUUCAGCAGCUUCUGCUCAGCUUUGAGAGACACAGAGCAACAGCACUUAUAUGACCUACUCACACAGUGUCCACAGACAGACAUGAGUGAGGCCCACGGAGAGAGCCUUCCUCUCCCCACACCAGAAGUCAUUCCAGCCAAAAGACCUCGGACACUUGAGUCCAUGGAAGUUAGCCUAGAUACAGACAGUCCAAUCACCACUCCGGUCUAUCCAUGUUCUCAAGAGUUCUACCUUUCACACUGCCAGCAGUCUUAUAAAAUGACCUCCUCUCCCCGUGGCCUGGCUUUAGUCAUCAGUAAUGUGGAAUUUGACCCUUGCGCUCCAGACCUCGACCUGAGAAAAGGAGGUGAGGUGGAUGACGAGGUGCUUAGGAAAGUCUUCACUGAACUGGAUUACAUGGUUACAGUCCAGAGAAACCUCACUGCUCAGGACAUGAGGCGGUGCAUAGAGAUCUUCACCAGGCGCCCGGAGCACAGGGCGAUGGACAGCUGUGUGGUGUGUCUGCUCUCUCAUGGAGUGGAGGGGGCUGUGUACGGCACCGACGGAAAACUACUGCAGCUCGACUGGGUGUUUGGGUCCUUCGACAAUGCGCACUGUCCAUUAUUACAGAAUAAACCAAAGAUGUUUUUUAUUCAGGCAUGCAGAGGAGAGGACAUGGACUGUGGAGUAGAGCAGAUAGAUGGGCCCACGAGGACCUGUUCACCGAGCUGUGAACAGGUGGAUGCUGGGAGAGAGGGUCAGAGCGACGUGAGCCUCAGACAGAGAGGGGACAUGGGGCGACCCAGGAUCAAACUGCCCCAGAGGUCGGACAUGAUCUGCGGCUUCGCUUCUCUCAAAGGUCAGAACAUUUGCACUGCUGCGAUGCGAAACACAAAGAGAGGAUCCUGGUUCGUUCAAGACCUGAACACAGUGCUCCGUCUGAAGGCCAAAGACACUCACCUCGCAGACAUGCUCGUGCAGGUAAAUGGGAGAAUCAAAGAGAGAGAGGGACACGCCCCUGGCACCGCCCACCACCGCUGUAAAGAGAUGUCAGAGUUCACCAGCUCCCUCUGCAAAGACCUCUUCUUCUUCCCCAAACACGAGACCCAUCAACAAUAUGUGCCACACUCAGACUAGUGCAGAGAAUAAUAACUCCGUCAGUCACUAUGUUUACAUGCACAGGGAAAUCGGAGUACGCUCUUGAGCUUCUUGAUCUGAUUUCCAUCUCAUUUUGCCAAAGGGUUCAGGGGCAUCUUGUAAUUUAGCAUUCCACUAAAGCUAUGUAGCUCUAAUUCCCAAUGAAAGCUGCUAACAUUCUGUACAUAAAACCACACUUUUGCAAAUGAAGUGCUCAAUUGCAAAAACAGUUAUCUUGAUUUAAAAAAAUUGUCACUGUAUUUUUUAUUUUUGUUACGCAGAUAUUAUCAACAAAAGUAGCGUCUAGUGUAUUUUAUCAUGGAGCAAAGGAAUAUUUUAAUUGCAAUAUUACCACACAAAAAGUAAACCGCAACCCUUUUUGCUUUUUUAAAUGGCACUUAUCUGUUUAAAAAAAAAAGAAUAAUUGCACUUCAAGUAUUGAUAAACUAAAUUAUUUUGUGCAUUUGUCUUUUUUUUUAUUUAGACAUGUUAAAAGAUGCAUUAGUCACAAGUCAGUUGCUUUCAACGGGUAGUUUUUACUCUCCUAUUUAAGGUAAUGGACCAAAACAGUGAAGAAACACUCCACGUCCAACGACAAAGGAGGGAGGGACCAUAAUUUGUGUAAUUGCUAAUCUAAAAUGAGUCUAAUAUUUGCCUGUUUCUUACCCCAUGCAGUUGAAUGCCUCUCGUAGCAUAGUCAGAGUACAAUCGGAGUACUCCAGAUGUAUUUAUGUGAUUUGGGAAAUAUAAAUAAUGCACUUUAGAAAUCCCGUUGAAAUCGGAUUAAGGCGGAGGUUUGUUUUUCCCCUGACGUGCAUGUAAACGGAGUGAGUUUUUGAACACUGCCACACACUCGGACACACUCUGCUUUUAGAAACUUGAGCUAUUUUUAUUAUUUACUUUCAUUUCUCAAACUAUGAACUUAAUAAUGCCACGUGGACACUGGAUGUGCAUAGAUUUGGCUGGUGUCUCUGUACUAUUUCUGUGCUUUACAUAGGUAUUUUUAAAAGUACAAUUUUUUUCACUCAGAAAUGUAUUUUGUACGCAGAUUUAUUUUUCUGUCCCUUGUUUUUUUUAUAUAAAUAUUUGUAUUUUUCAUUUUAGAAAGUGACAAUAUUUUAUUACAGUGUCCAACAGGUGGCAGCAAAUACAUGUUGAGAUAAUUGCAUUUCAUCAUACACUUGUUUUUUAAUCAAUAUUGUUAUAUGUUUCAUAAUAGUGUUUAUUGCUGUAUGUUUAUUUAUGUAUCCGCCUGCUCUGUUCUUGGUAAUACUAGUAAUCCUCCCACAGAGCAGCUCAGAGCCAGCACUUAUACACUUUUCAUGUUUGUCUGUCUAUUUUAAUCUCUGCUUUUGUUAAAUCAAUAUUGUUAUAAUUCAUGACACCCACCAGCUUUCUUUGUAUCCGUCGUGUUACGUAUUAGCCUUCACGCUAGUCGGCUAACAGGGGAAUAUGGUGCUACUUUGGAGGUCGUUCACAGGCGUGACCUUUGAACUAUAGCAAUCUCUCACCUCUUAUGGGGUUUCUGCCAUUGGGGCACUGCUGUAAGUGGAGCUUUUCUUACUGUAUUACUCCCACUGUCUUCCAAUAGAUAAUCUAAAUGCGGGUUUCUACAGUGACUGGAGCCAAGAGUGACCUGUCCAUGACGUUAAAACCAAUGUGCUGCUUUUUAUGUAUUAUUCUGACCACAUCAUGUACAGUUUAAUGGCAUUCCCCCUGAAAUCACGUUUGUUACAGUAUUUUAUCUGAGAAAAAUUAUCUAAAAACUGUAUUAUUUGUGUCUCAUCCUUAUAUCAUGAUGUUUGAAGUAAUGCGGCCAUUGGAGGUGCUCUGUUACCAUCACAUUAAAUAUACUUCAAAUGAAGUAGUAUUAUCAGGUUCAUGUCUCAGAUAUUUGUCUGGCAAGCUGCAUUGUUCCACAUAUUUUGAUAUGUAAAAUUAGACAUUUGUUCAUGACGACUGCCAAAUAUUGUGUACAAUAAACAGCCAAGGUUGAAACGCGCC
Molecule: messenger RNA, 3501 nt
Organism: Periophthalmus magnuspinnatus
Lineage: Eukaryota; Metazoa; Chordata; Actinopteri; Gobiiformes; Gobiidae
Gene: casp2
Product: caspase 2, apoptosis-related cysteine peptidase
Exons: 11
Coding region: 163-1497 (444 amino acids)
Biological process (GO): regulation of apoptotic process; proteolysis
Molecular function (GO): cysteine-type endopeptidase activity
Source: RefSeq, a predicted model, not a curated record